UUUGCGCCGUCAACAGAGAGUUCUUUAUCAACCUGGGGAGCUAUGAUGAAGGGAUGGAGGUUUGGGGAGGAGAGAAUCUUGAACUAUCAUUUAGGACAUGGAUGUGUGGCGGUUCAAUGAAGGUAUUUCCCUGCUCACAUAUCGGGCACGUAUCCCGUGACCACAACACAUACUCGCGUGCCCCUUUCUGGAAAAACGUGAUGCGACUCGCUGAAGUAUGGUUGGAUGAUUACAAGAGGCAUUUCUACGUUCGAGUUCCACUUUCUGAGCGAAACCAAGAUGUUGGCGAUGUCACAAAAAGAAAAGAGCUCCGACAGAGACUGAAAUGUCACGACUUUAAAUGGUAUCUUGACAACGUUUUUCCUGAGCAGUCCGUACCUGAGGAUAGACCUGGGUUCUAUGGACCGAUUGAGAGCGUAUUGCUUAAAGAUAAUUGCUUGGACGUGAGCUUUGAUGCAACGAAUCAAGCUGUUGUUCAAAUGUAUCAAUGCCAUGGUAUGUCGAACCAGUUUUUUGAAUACACCUCGAAGAACGAGAUUCGUUAUAAUCAGGUAAGCGAAAAGUGCUUGGAUGCAGUGGUGAUGACGUUAUAACUCAGGAUUGUACAUCAGACAAAAUGAUGGACAGUGAAACUCAGAUCUGGAAGUUUGAUUUGGGCGGUACUAUAAUAAACCAAGCAACCGGGAAAUGCAUAGAAGCUUCUCUACAACCGAAUCUAAUUUACAAAGCUGUGUUAAGGACAUGUAAUCCACAGUCAGAUUCUCAAAAGUGGAAAUUCCGGAGAUAACCCUUACUCUGGAUAUAAGUUAGUGGCCAUACCCUCCCCGCCAGGGCUGUAUAAUGUUUCUACCACGACGUAUACCGUACUCAGACCUACUAAACAAAUGUUUUGGGUAUAAAUCACUAGUAUUCAAUAAAAUCAGGUUAGUUUGUUCGUUAAAACCGGAAGUCUGACAACCGAAGGUGGGAUUGAAGUUUUAACCGAUGUGUGGUUUAAAAAUUACAUAAUGUUGUAUGUUUAUUACAAGGUGUAUUUAGAUAGCUUUUUUGUGUAAUAACUUUGAUCUUGUCGAAAAUUUAGUUUACGAACCUUGUAGAAGCAAAAUCAACUGAAUGAGGAUGAACACCUAUAGUUGAAACGUUAUUUAAUGUUUGUUUUCGGUGAAUGACAAAUUUUGUUGCAUUUUCAAGAUUAUUACUGUACUGCGCAAAUAUAUGUGUAUUGUAAUGUUUCAAAGGUGUGUACUUGUUUAAUAACUUUCUUAAUUUCGUAUUUUGCACAACUGCUUUCUAUAUGAAUAUACAACGUGUUAUGUUAUUUCCAUCGCUUUGGAAACUCUUGUUUUCCCUUGCUACCGUAUUUAAAAUCAUUUUCCAGUAGACCUUGGCAGCUAAAUACAAAGCAAGAAUUCUUCUGA
This is a messenger RNA of Ciona intestinalis (vase tunicate), 1418 nucleotides long. Lineage: Eukaryota; Metazoa; Chordata; Ascidiacea; Phlebobranchia; Cionidae. The record is from RefSeq and is a predicted model, not a curated record.